Molecule: messenger RNA, 794 nt
Organism: Diorhabda carinulata
Lineage: Eukaryota; Metazoa; Arthropoda; Insecta; Coleoptera; Chrysomelidae
Product: gamma-interferon-inducible lysosomal thiol reductase-like
Exons: 4
Coding region: 68-739 (223 amino acids)
Molecular function (GO): oxidoreductase activity, acting on a sulfur group of donors, disulfide as acceptor
Source: RefSeq, a predicted model, not a curated record
AUUCAUUGAAAAAUCAUUGAUAAUAUUACAACCUUAGUUCCUAACAAUAUUUCAAUAAUAGAACAAAAUGUUUUUCACAAAAAAUUUAUGUUUUUUAAUUUUUGCUUUCUGUAUUGGAUUCAGUAUACAGGAUCCAGUGAAGUUAGAACUUUAUUAUGAAGGUUUAUGCACCUUUUGUCAUCAAUUCAUAGCAGACCAAUUAUAUCCGACAUACGAAGCUCUAGGUUCUGAUGCAGAUGCAACUAUUUUGAUCGAUUUGAUACCAUAUGGAAACGCUGAGUAUGUGAUGAAUGAUGAUGGAUCAGUAGAGUUUGAUUGUCAACAUGGCGAAAGAGAAUGCCUUAUAAACAGAAUACAUGCCUGCGCCAUUAAUCAAAACACCACCCAAGCCAAAAUGAUUGGAUUUAUAUACUGUAGCAUCGACAGUUCGAAAGAAGAUGCUUUGGAAGUUGCUAGAGAAUGUUCCAACGAAAUCGGAUUAUCAUUUGAUGACAUCAAUUCCUGUGUAUAUAGUACUCUAUCUGACAAUCUUUUACUAGCUUACGCUAAAAGACAGGAGAAACUGGAUCCACCAUUGACAUAUGUACCCAACAUUAGAUUCAAUGGUGUUUUUGAUGAGAAUCUUGAAAACAAAGCAAGGCAAGAUUGUCUAGCUACAGUGUGUGGUUUAAUUAAAGAAUCCAAACCGAAAGCUUGUGACAGCGUUAGCGAGAGUUUCCGUGGACGUUUAUCUCAAUAGAAAGUAUCUUCAAAUAAUUGUUAGAUAUUUAAUCGAUUAAAUUGAAAUAAGAAUA